AUGCUAUCACCGAGCCUCUCCAAGUUGAGGAAAGACUUCCAAGGAUGGAGUCAGCAGGAGCUGGAGGCCGACGUAAAGAGAUCGGGUAGACUAAAACGUCGGGCAAGAUGGCUUAGCUCUGAGGAUGCCAAUGUAACCACAGCCGCUCUCCUCGGAGUGAAGUGGGACAUGGCGGAUGUCCAUGAAGGACCAGAUGAAGUCCUAGACCGCACCGAAGGACCUUUGCGAUUAUACGACAUCGUGAACGGGGUAGUAGAAGACUGGGAUGGAGCAGCAUACUGGACAUUGUCCUACGUUUGGGGCGAGUGGGAACAAAAAGGAGACGGCCGGCCCUCGGUCGCAAUGAAAAAGCAGCUGGAGAUCCUCCCAAGCAUCUUGGGCAUCACCAAGAUCUGGAUAGAUGCCCUUUGCAUCAGGCAAGAUGACAGCCAGGAGGUACAGAAACAGAUUGCAGUGAUGGGGGCAAUCUACAGGAAAAGCCUUGGAGCUGUGGCUAUGAUACCACAACUUGAAGGACUCGGCAUCGAACGGAUUCCCGCGAACACGACACGGGCAAAGGCCCAGAAAUGGGGAAGGAAGGUAGAGAAAAAGUUGGAGGAAUCAGUUUGGAUGUCACGUAUCUGGACGUUUCAGGAGGCGGUCUUGCCACCGAGGCUGCUCAUGGUAUGGGGCGAGUCCGUCUGUUCCUUCGCAACGCUCAUGUGGCUCAUGCGCGAGGUGCAAGUGGGCACGGUGUUGCGGCCCGGCAAGAUCAUUCCGCACAUACUACAAAAGUCUGGAGCAACCAGGCUGAAGAACUUUCUCAGGAGUGGUGACUACGGUGGGGAGGUGGAAGGCUGUUCUUGUACCUCCGGAUUGGAAGUGUUACACGCCGGGCAGAACAAGUGGAGGCUCUUCACCAUCGGCGCAACACGCCUCAAGGAUUUGGGACGCCUUGGGAAGCUGACUGCGGGGUUGCCGGUGGGCCAUCUGGACGAUCUGGCUGAGGUGAUGAGCAAGACCGUGCGCUUCGAGACCGAUCCCUCGACCAUACCACAUGAAGGAACCACCGGCAAGUAUUCACACAAGAACAUCCACCAGUACACGGCAAACCCGAGCACUACUGAUCGCAAGACAGAAACCUCACCACGCCUCACAGAGAUAUCCAUCCAACAAGGAUGGGACAACCUAAAACACAAACCCCGCGUCUUGCAGAGCAGAUCCCUCUUCAUUGCGAUCGCCUCCAACUGCGCAAUCCUAGCAGCGCUCGCCAUGGUCCCGCAAACACAAUCCGCCAACAUCAACACGUCAGCGUACUACGGCUUUAACGUCCUCCUCGUCCUCGUCGGAACCGCGACAGCAGCUCACCUCGAAUACCUAGCUCUCAACCUCUCAAGGGUAGCACCGUUCAUGCUAUGCGCCACAGAGCAGGGGGCAUCGGCCCGAGACACCGUUCUCCGGAGAUACUUCCCCGCGCCGCCGGUGUGGAACGCGUGGUGGGCGAGAGACUGGCUGUUACUCUCCUCUCAUACCAUGUACUGGCUGAGUUACCUCAUCAUCGUCCUCGACUCCGUCGUCUUCUACAAGGAGGUGCAGGACCUCGGUGGAGUCGUGUCGCUCCGCGUGAACGCGACCAUCUGCCACAUACUCGUCAUCGUGUACUGCGUGAUCCAGCUGUAUUUGGCUCUGUUGAUCUGCAGCUUAUGGAACAAGACCACGGGUCUGCGAUGGGACCCUGACACGAUGGCGGAUAUUUUAGCCCUCUUUCGCUACUCAGACUUUAGGGACAGAUUCGAGGGGUCGUCGGUCGCGACGCCAUCGUCGAUGUUGGAUCAACUGGGAGAUAUGAGUAUCCGACUUGGGUAUUGGCAGAGAGAGAAUGGGGACUACUGGCAUGGUUUCGGCUCUUUCAGCAAAGGCAAAGGAAAAGAGGAGAUGCUUCCAAUAUCGGGCGAGAACAUCCCUUCGGGGCCACCCGUCUUGGAGCUUCGACACAUGCGUCAAGAAACAUCGACCGAGAACCCCAGCAGCCAAGCCAAACCCAUCGAGAAGCCCCCAAAAGCGCCUGAUACCAAAUACCAAACCGAAACCAUCACAAAACAAGAACUCGCCAGACUCCGCCACAACCCAACCUCAACCCCCACAAUCGCAAGACCCCCAACGGUCCUCAUAACCGCCUUCCUCGCCGCAGGCCUCGCAGUCCUCUUCAUCGCCGGAAUCGCCCUCACCAGCCCGAGCGACGAGAGCGAGGAAUUCUGCUGGGAGCUCCCCGCUCUCGAGCGCACCUGGGCGCACGUCAUAUUCGACGCCAUCCCGAUGGCCCUCGCGCUGCAGAUCUCGUACUUCUGGAACGCCUUUUCGCUUUUCAUGGCCCAUACAGAGCCGUUCGCACGCAUGUCCGAUCAGUCCACCAACACGGCCGCGCGAACCCUCCUCUUCGAACCAAACCGCGCCAGAAGUCCCCUAGGAAUUCGUGACUCCUUCAAGCACAACCACCACAAACUCGCCCGCGUCACGCUCUGCGCUCUGCUUUACAAAGUCGCCAUGCCCCCCCUAACAGCCUCCGGCAUCGUCGUCUACGAAAUCCCAGAGACGCGCGGUAGCAAAGUCUGCUUCCACCGCCCGACAUCCGUCCUCUGCGCCGCCGCCUUCGCCCUCUUCGCCAUCCGCAUCUUCCUCGAAGGCCUCCGAGACAUCCAGCCCGGACGGACGCCGAGAACAUACUCCACCAUCGCCGACCUCCUCUCCUGGGCCAGCGCAAGCGAAGCCCUGAAACUCGGCCCGAAGAAUCACGAUGCCGCACGGCGCCAGCAGCCCUGGGACGACCCUCUCCGUCUGGAGGUCGAAGGGGAGCAGAGCGAGCGGUGGUGGAUGGAGAAACGGCUCGAGAUGAAGAUGAACCACGUACACAUCGGAUUCGGAAGAGUCCCUGGGAGGGAACACUUCGCCUUUGGCUUUACCGACGAGGAGCCCGAGAUCCUGCCGCGGGUGAAGACGUCUGGGGGUUUCAGACGGGUGGAGGUGGACUCGGAGGAGGGUGUGGGCGGUGAAGAGCUUGCUGUCGUGGUGGGAAGUAGCGGACGGAGAUACGAAAUUCUGCGGUCGCGCGGAGGUGGUGGUGGUAGUGGUGGUGCUAGAAGCACCUCGUCGGAAGCUCCUUUGCCAAGCGAGAAGAUGGUGUAUGCGUGA
Molecule: messenger RNA, 3168 nt
Organism: Colletotrichum karsti
Lineage: Eukaryota; Fungi; Ascomycota; Sordariomycetes; Glomerellales; Glomerellaceae
Exons: 4
Coding region: 1-3168 (1055 amino acids)
Source: RefSeq, a predicted model, not a curated record